Messenger RNA from Drosophila kikkawai, 762 nucleotides. RefSeq lists its product as uncharacterized. NCBI's taxonomy places the organism in Eukaryota, Metazoa, Arthropoda, Insecta, Diptera, Drosophilidae. The record is from RefSeq and is a predicted model, not a curated record.
GAACCCAAUAAUUGUCAAGUUUUCAGCAGUCUAUGAGUUUUCUAUAACUGCCAGCUGUCAGUUAUACAUAUAUUUUUAUUUUAUUUUGAUCCACACAGACGUUAACAUCGUUGUCCUAACUGAACCCAAUAAUUGUCAAGUUUUCAGCAGUCUAUGAGUUUUCUAUAACUGCCAGCUGUCAGUUAUACAUAUAUUUUUAUUUUAUUUUGAUCCACACAGACGUUAACAUCGUUGCGAUUCAACAUGAUUCAUACUCUAUUGCGCCGACAUCUGCUAUCCAGCCGGAGGGCUAUAGUCAAAACCCAAGGAGCUCCAGUGCGGAGCUACAUGCCCCUCGCAGGACCACCGCGAUUUCCUAUGAACCCCGCUCAGCGGCUAAUCCUCGGGGUCGGACCACUGAUCCUGAUGAUGGUUAUACCAUAUUGGGCCCUCUUCAACAUGCCCCGUUGGUCGCGUAUGCAUCUAGGCUUGCCGCCCGAGGAGGAGGAGGAAGAGGCAGAGCCGCCACCAGAGAAUGCUAAAUAACAAAAUCAAAACCAUACCGUUCUGGACAUUCUUUUAAACGGUGACUUCUGAUGAACUUUUACUGGGGUCUUUACACUCGCAACGAAGACGGCAAUCUACUUAUUAAACUGAAUACUUUAUCACCUAUUCAUUUAAAUGGAAUUCAGCAGACAAAUAGCAACAGCGUGAAAAUUAUAACAGUCUAUUUAGUUAAAAUUCAGAGCUUAAUCAUUAAAAUAAAUAGGCUUUAAAUACGAA